Messenger RNA from Ectocarpus siliculosus, 927 nucleotides. NCBI's taxonomy places the organism in Eukaryota, Phaeophyceae, Ectocarpales, Ectocarpaceae. The record is from the annotation of a GenBank genome assembly.
AUGGCGUCCGUAUCGUGGGAUGACGAGGAGGAGACGGCGGCGAGCAACGUUCGAUGGCAAGGGAGAACACUCAUUAACUUUGUGGCUGGAAGAUCCAGACUGCGGACGCUGCCGGUUGUGAUCCACAUUCUGCCAAAGGAUAUCGGGUGGUUUUCGGCGGAUGCGUCCCUCUUCGACGAACUCAAGCUGCUGCUCCGAGAGCGUGUGAUCUCCGCCACCGGCAAUGGCGACAAGGACGCCGAAGCACCCAAGUCCCGAAAGCGCGCCCGAAAGGAGGAGGUGUGCAUACAGGGCGAACGGCUUCAGUUCACGUACCGUUACAGAAAAACCUUGCCCAGGUACACUGUUCUGUCUUACACCGGAGACGACAUCGAGCGCGCCAAUAGAGGCAGCAGCUCCGCGGGAAGCAGCAAAGGAAAACGUUGUGUUGGUAGCAAUAGCAGCGGCGGCGGCGGCGGCGGCCCAGCGUUCCGCCACCUCCCCCUCUCGGAGAGCACGCUGCUGGUUUGGGUAUACCCGUUCGACAAAGAUGACCCAUACCGGCCGGUUCCGAACGAGGCCGCCCUGCAGUUCGCAUCCUCGACAUCAACGCCGGCGGCAGCGGACCAAGAAGCGCUUGACGUCGAAGCCAUCGGGAGGCGUUCGGGAGCGGGGACAGGGGCGACGGUUGACGUUCAGGGGGGUCCGCGAGAUACCGGUCUGUUGACGUGGUUGUGGGGAGUCGGGGGCGAGGGAGGCGGCAGCGCAGCAGGAGGUGUGAAGGGGGGCGUGAGGCAGCACUUCAUCGGCAGCGCCUCGUGGCAAGGAAAAUCACCCUCGGAGCAACGACGAGAAGAAGAUGACGACGAUAUUCAGCGAGCCAUUGCCUUGUCUCUCGCGGUUGAGCCGAGAGCGGAGGGCGGCGGGGUAGAAGAGAGCAAAGGGUGA